Tigriopus californicus is the source of this 501-nucleotide messenger RNA. Its product is annotated as chromosome transmission fidelity protein 8 homolog. Gene Ontology annotation, biological process: mitotic sister chromatid cohesion. Bases 116 to 484 code for a protein of 122 amino acids. NCBI's taxonomy places the organism in Eukaryota, Metazoa, Arthropoda, Copepoda, Harpacticoida, Harpacticidae. The record is from RefSeq and is a predicted model, not a curated record. Gene Ontology annotation, cellular component: Ctf18 RFC-like complex. The transcript has 3 exons.
CCCGCGCAAAAUAUUUCCAAGUUGCGCGGGGGAACGCCACUCCACACUUGACGUUAACAAACGGGAAGGAACAACCCGAUCAACCCCUCCUUAACUCCAAAGAUCAAGUAGAAUCAUGCAGAUUUUCCUCCGGGCUCCCUCUGGACCCGAAGAAGACGCCCCGAGAGAUUGGGCCUUACUCGAAAUGCAGGGCGAUCUGGAGUCCCGUAUCGGGGAUUUGAACAUGUCCGAGAAGUUCAUCGGCGACCUUCACUACACCAAAGCCGGUGUACCCGUGCUUAUCAUUGGGCAUCACAUCUUGUACGGCAAGGUCCAGCAACUCGAUAAACCCUUGGUGGCCAUGCGAAAAGUUAGCCAGAACGAUGAGCACAUGGAGGCCUACCCAACUCAAACCGAAUACCUGGUUCAAGCCAUCAUCGAGAAGAAACUCCUAUUCAAAACCAGACCCAAACCCAUCAUCGCUAAUGUAGCUAAGAAAAUAUAGCAGGUAUACUGAUAUUA